CAGGACCAGCACCGGCAACAUGAUGCGAAUCGCUCCGCUAGUUUUGGCUUUGGCAGCAGUCUGUAAUGGCAUCCUCCCUGAGAUAGUGGACUCGGGCAUCACGCACAUCCUGGAGGAUAAUUCAGAUCAGGGGCAAACGGAGCUGGGCCGCGGGUUUGUGGAAGUGGAGCAACUGCCCGAGGAUCCGCAGCAAAAGCCCGAGGAUGCGUUUCACCAAAAGAACAACGAGAGUCUCAGUCCUCGUCCCAUCAAUAACCUCCCUUCAAGUCAUCACAACGAAACGGAUGGUGAUAAAGUGGCUGUGAAUGAAACUGUCCACGCCUCAGCAGACCAGGAGACAAAUAACAUUACCACAGCUGUCCAGUCCAGUGACUUGGAGAACAGUAUUGCUCAUGGAUGUAUGACUGAUGAGGACUGUGGAAAGGGAAAGUACUGCCUUUAUGACACACACGACCCGAGGUGCCUGCCUUGCAAAGCAAUAGAUGUGUCCUGUACUAGGGAUGUGGAGUGCUGCGGUGAACAGCUGUGUGUCUGGGGCCAGUGCAGUCAAAAUGCAACAAAGGGAGAGGCUGGCAGCACUUGUCAAUACCAGACUGACUGCAGUCCAGACUUCUGCUGUGCUUUCCAUAAAGCACUGCUCUUCCCUGUCUGCUCAUCCAAGCCCAUUGAACGUGAGCGCUGCUUCGGUGCCUCCAACCACCUGAUAGAGCUGCUGUCCUGGGACAUCCAGGACGAGGGACCCAGGAAACAUUGCCCCUGUGCAGGAGGUCUCCACUGCCAGCACCUGGGGCGAGGAUCCAUGUGCCUUAAAGGAGAGGACUCAAGUGAAGAGGACCUGACAGACACUCUAUACUCAGAGAUAGACUAUAUAAUCUAGACACAGCUUGAUUUGAUUCACAUUGCCUUGUAAACAACUAGACAGGCGUCUCUAAAGAGAGAGCUUUGUCACAAAGAGCACCUUCUGUUUGCCUGCAUAAUACAUAGUGGCAAAAGCAUGUGAAAUGAAUGAAAAUAUAGUUAUUUUACUUUAAUUGAGACCUGGAAUUUACAGUCCUUCAAGGUUUCUGAAAAUGUAGAUGUAGACAGGAAAAGCUGUAUUGCAGUUUCAUGACUCUGCUGCAUCUCUAUUACGCUGUAAGUCAAACUCUUACCCAAUGCUAACCUUUCUGUAAAUUAAAUGUACUAAAUAUAACUCUAGACCCAGUCUGUAGUACGGCUACAUUUACUGUGAACAAGGAAGAAAAAGAAACCAGAUACGAUCAUGUUUCAUGUACUGUAUGUUUAAUGCAAUAAUGUCACAGGAGCAGGCAAUAAUAAAUUAAGUUUGGACUUCCAAGAGUCACUCCCCCUGAACAUUACGCGUAGAGUCAUCUACAGGACGCCAACGCUACCAGGAUGUCAGCAGAACGUGUGUGGUUUCUUCUAAAUUGGUAAAGGAUCCUGUUAACAUUUCAAUAGCUGCUGUGUGAUAGAACCACAACCAAAGUUUGAUUCAGAGUGAAUCUAAUUCUAGCUGCUUCAGUAUCCUAAAGUUGUUUAUAGCAAAGCUUUAAGUUUCCUUUGCACUCUCCGUUGUUGCUUGUAGAAAAUGUUUUGGCAAAACUUAUUAUUUGGUCUUACCAAUAUCAGAUGUGCUGCCAAGAGCCUCAUGUUGAUUUGUUCCACAGAGACACUGUUUAUUUUUGCCAAGACCUCAACAUUUUCAUGGCUCAGAGAUGACAUGUUAUUUCUAUGCAUGACAAGAGCAAACUGUCCAACCUGCCAUGUUGUGAUUUAGUCUGUCUAUAUUGUUUCUGUCUGUAUAUAUACAUACAUGUAUUAUGUAAUGUGUUUUGUGUUUCUUGCUGAGAUGAAUAAUUGACCAAAGAAGGUUGUGCAGCACUGGAUAAAAUGAAUUUCCUGGCUUUCAACACAUAAAAUCCAUCCCACGUAUUUGCAAAGACUCCGUUGAAUCAGUUCUUUUUG
Messenger RNA from Scatophagus argus, 1965 nucleotides. It is a transcript of the gene dkk3a, whose product is annotated as dickkopf WNT signaling pathway inhibitor 3a. Bases 20 to 877 code for a protein of 285 amino acids. NCBI's taxonomy places the organism in Eukaryota, Metazoa, Chordata, Actinopteri, Scatophagidae. The transcript is spliced from 7 exons. Gene Ontology annotation, biological process: negative regulation of canonical Wnt signaling pathway; multicellular organism development. The record is from RefSeq and is a predicted model, not a curated record. Gene Ontology annotation, molecular function: receptor antagonist activity; co-receptor binding. Gene Ontology annotation, cellular component: extracellular region.